AUGGACACCCCACCUGACGUCGAAUCAGCUUUCCUAAUUUACAAUUUUGAAACUAGUCAAAUACGACAUGCUGAAAAAUCGAACAUCAUAAAACAGUUUAACAAAAAAAUUAAGCGACAUGAACAGAUCCUACUAAACAGCCACUACAAGCAUGUGAAUAAUUUUUCAUACUCUACAGAUAUAUUCCACAAUUUUUAUAAAAUAACAGAAUACUAUUUUUUAAAAUAUGUCAACAGUAUCAUUAUUGAUUCUACCCUACUUUUUAAGUGCGUUCACCAGGUAAAAAAUGGUUCCUCUGGUUUGGCUCAAAAGGAGGAGGAGACGUCACAACGGCGUUUUUGUCCAAUUGAAGAAGCUGAGGGGAGCAACACAGUGGUGGGGAAUUUGGAAAUGAAAAAUGAAGUGGCACCCGACUAUACCUUCGACUGUGUAAUUCUGCGCAAUUUUGUAGAAAAUUUCAAAAGGGCGAACAAUUCAAGUGUGCGAGUUGCCAAAGCGGGCCGAAAGGAAAACAGAACAAGGAGGUCGGAAAAAAAAGACGUUAGUGAGGAUGAAAACGGGGGAAGCAUCAACAACAAUGCAGAAGCCAACCCUAGAGGAGGCACAGAUGAAAUUCAAAACAGCGCAUUUAGAAAGUCGUUCUUGUACGAACUGUGCGAAGUGUACAGCCGCUUCCAUAAUAAGAAAAGCAGAAUGAUAUGUAUUACCAAAAUAUUCCGCAAAAUUUUUAGUAGGAAGCAAAUUAGACAAUUCAUAUGCGAAAAUGGUAAAAGGAAAAAAAAAAAUUACCUACGAUUCUUUCUCAAUUUAUCCUUUGGUAUUUUUAUAUACCUCUACAUGCACAGGUACAUCAAAAAGAACUACAGAAAUGUAGAAUUCUUUAUAUUUUUGAAUACACCCCAAAAUCUUCAAAACAUAUAUGUCAACAUGGUGCCCCACAUGGAAAAGCGACAAAUUUGUAGCUUCGCAAAGUUCGUGAAGUCGCUAAAUAUUAGAAUGUUUCGAUACGUGUACAUAACGUUUUUUGUGAAAAUAUACAAAUACGUUAACUUAAUAUACAACGUCACGCUUUUGACCCUCUACAACUAUUUUAAAUACUUAAAUGAGGGCAUCAAGGGGGGAAAGGGGUCACUCUCACUCCAAGGGGGAGAACAAAUGGAGGAGGGAAACGAUGUGACCGCGAUACCCCCGCACGUAGACGUCAGUGAAACAACAUUGAAGGGAAGCAAACGCAGCAGUGAAAAGAGCGAACCGCGUGAAAGCGUAACGAAUGAAUAUAACGAGGGUAAUUCGCUUAGAAAAAUCAUGCAAAACUGCCGGAACGGGUUGAAAUCAGACGUAGACACAGAACGCGCUGCACCAAAUAUACAUCAAAACUGUGAACGGAUGAAUAUCGCAAUCGGUGAAAAGGCCCCAAACCACCUGAACAACAAAAGGGAAGCGGAAGAUACGUCAACUUGGAGUGGAAGACAACAAUACAACCCGGCUCCCACUAACUGCUGCGACAAAUAUACCCACGAAAUCGUCCUCAGCUGUUACGUUUACCUUUUCAUAUUUUACCACUACAUAAGAGACACAAGAAAAAGGAUGAAGUCAGAAAUUCUAAGGAUACAAAAUGAUGUUAAAAAAAUGAUUACCUUAUUUGUUAAAAUAUAUGACAUAAAUAAAAAAGGCAGUGAUGAUGAGAACAGGGUCAUCGGUGAGUGCAGCAAGGACGGGAAAAGCGAUUUGCGCACCAGUCUAGGUAGUAGCGGGGGCACCACCAAGCCCAUGGCCGAUCCUGUACAUUCCCUAUAUUUUAACUUCAUACAGAUGAGCAAAUGCUACAAAGGUUGCGUAAAAAGGAAUUAUGAACUCAUCAAAUUGGUUCACAUGUUCCAUUUAUUAUUAAAACAUUUUUACAAAUACUUCCCCAUUUUGAAUGUAAAAAAUGAUAAGUGCAUCAUAUACAAUUAUUGCAACAAGCAUUUUAUACAUUACUCCAAAAGGGUUGAAAAAAAUGGACGCAUCGAAAAUGUAUUUUGUACAGAAGAAAAAAAUAGACAAAAGGGAAAUGGGAACCUCCCUUUGGACGUCUUUAAAAAUGUGAAUGAUUACGAUUUGGAUUUUUUUUACUUCCAUGAAAAGGAGAACGGCGAAGAGGACAUAAUCAAAGAUGUAGUGCAGACCAAGGAAGAGGAAACUUUUGACCAUUUAUUUCGAGCCGGUGAAGGGGACAAAGUUUCAUCUCCACAAUUUUCCCCGGCCUGUGCGGGAAAGCAUCCCUUAAGCGAGAGCGAAGGAAAAAAUGAGCACAAAAGUGAGAAAAAAAAUGAAGAGGAAAACGAUGAGUCAGGUACCAUGGAACCCUCGAAGGGUGUGUUCCUAAAAUGCAUUAACGAUGGCCUGGAUGCUCUUCUGAUUAACGCUGGCAUGGAAUUGGGGGGCACUCCUGGGAAAACGCAGCAAGAUGGAUACACCUCAAUAGAGCACAACUCAAGCAGUGGCGAUAUUUGCGGUCUGGACGCUUCUCACAAUGAUGCACAUUUUGCGACCCUCAGAAAAAGCCCCAUACUGCAACUUUUAAGGUGUAACAAAAAAUUGUAUCACAAAAUAGCUGCCGCCAUGGAAACUUUCACCAGCAGCAAAUUGGAAGGAACAAUAAAAAAUUGCUUACAUGACUUGAACAAAUAUAAUAAGAUCACUCUGGAUAUCUACGACGAUAGCAUUUUCGAUAUUCAAUACAAAAUUGAAAGAAAGUCCACACAAGAGAGUGAAGAGUCAGUUAGAAACAAAAAGCUAUUACAAGUGAAAAUAUUUUUGGACUAUGAAAAACUGUAUACAAAAAAAACAGUUGAGACACAAACACCUGUUUCUUUCUUUAGAAAAGAAAAGGUCAUUCAAAUUCCAAAGGAUGAAGGAGUUUCCACAACAUCGGAACAAUACAUACAGACGAAAAGGGUGGCGAAUCCAAUUUUUUAUUUGAAUGAUAUAUACGAUUAA
This is a messenger RNA of Plasmodium fragile, 2982 nucleotides long. RefSeq lists its product as uncharacterized. Bases 1 to 2982 code for a protein of 993 amino acids. The record is from RefSeq and is a predicted model, not a curated record. NCBI's taxonomy places the organism in Eukaryota, Apicomplexa, Aconoidasida, Haemosporida, Plasmodiidae. The transcript has a single exon.